AAGCCUGGUGUGUGUGUGCGCGCGCGUGGCUGCAAGCGCAUGCAUACGCCAGCCGGGCCGCCUGUUUGUCAACGUGUGUGUGUGUAUGUGUGUAUGUGUGUGUGUGUGUGUAUGUGUAUGCACACAGCGCGCACAUACAGCAGCACGUUUGCCUAAAAGCCGUGUGAGUGUGUGUGUGUGUGUAGCGCACGCACACACGCCCGUGCUGCGGCCCGGGGGUGUGUGUGUGUGCGCGUGCGUGCGGGCGUGCAGCGCGCGCCCUCGCCAGCCCGCCUGGCCGUGCGGCUUUCCCGCAGGAAAGCGGGGCUGGGGGCAGCCCGGCAGCGCCGCUCCACCUAGUGCGCGCCCAGUUGUUUCCAUAGGAACCGCGACCGCGCCGGGCCCCUCCAGCGGAGGCCCCCGUGCGAGCAUGCCCAGUGCAAGCCGCUAGUUUGGCUCCAGUCUAGGUUUCCAGUAAGUGGCAUGCGGGACUCCGGAGGGAUCCCAAUGAGCUGAGCCGAGAGCCUUUGUGUGCAGAGGGAGGAGGAGGAGGCGGCGGCGGCCGCCGGGCUGGAGACCCCGCCCGGGGAGCCCCCAGCAGGAACAAUGCUAGCCUGCCUGACCCGAGGGAACUUACUGGACGUCCUGCAGGAGGGCUUCAAUGAGCAACAGCUGCAGGCCUAUGUGGCCUGGGUGAAUGCACAGCUGAAGAAGAGGCCAGCAGUGAAGCCUGUGCAGGACCUGCGACAAGAUCUCCGGGAUGGGGUGAUCCUGGCAUAUCUCAUCGAGAUUGUUGCAGGAGAAAAGCUGAGUGGGGUACAGCUGAGUCCCAGUAACCAACAGGAGAUGAAGAAUAAUGUGGAGAAAGUGCUACAGUUUGUGGCCUCUAAAAAGAUUCGUAUGCACCAGACUUCGGCUAAAGAUAUUGUGGAUGGAAACCUGAAGUCUAUCAUGAGGCUGGUCCUUGCCUUGGCAGCUCAUUUCAAACCUGGCUCUAGCAGGACGGUGAACCAAGGACGGGACUCCAGAGCCCCUCUGCAAAGUCACCGACCACACUGUGCCACUGCUGUUGCCCAGGGAGCAGCUGCUGCUCUGGCCGAUGUGUGUCAUGACAUGUCCCGAUCAGGACGGGAUGUCUUUCGAUAUAGACAGAGGAACAGCAGCAUGGAUGAGGAAAUUGAGAAUCCAUACUGGAGUGUGCGGGCCCUAGUGCAGCAGUACGAAGGGCAACAAAGGUCCCCGUCUGAAUCCAGCUGCUCCAGCCUGACUUCACCCAGUCCAAUCCACAGUGCAAAGAGCGAGUCCAUCAUAACCCAGUCAGAAGAGAAGGCAGAUUUUGUGAUUAUUCCCUCUGAAGGAAUAGAGAACAGAACAGAGGGGACAGAUUCUCCAUUAUCUCGAGACUGGCGGCCAGGGAGCCCUGGAACCUAUCUGGAGACCUCAUGGGAAGAACAGCUGUUGGAACAACAAGAAUAUUUAGAAAAAGAAAUGGAGGAAGCAAAGAAAAUGAUAUCAGGACUACAGGCCUUACUGCUCAACGGAUCCUUACCUGAAGAUGAACAGGAGAGGCCCUUGGCCCUCUGUGAACCAGGUGUCAAUCCCGAGGAACAACUGAUUAUAAUCCAAAGUCGUCUGGAUCAGAGUAUGGAGGAGAAUCAGGACUUAAAGAAGGAACUGCUGAAAUGUAAACAAGAAGCCAGAAACUUACAGGGGAUAAAGGAUGCCUUGCAGCAGAGAUUGACUCAGCAGGACACAUCUGUUCUUCAGCUCAAACAAGAGCUACUGAGGGCAAAUAUGGACAAAGAUGAGCUGCACAACCAGAAUGUGGAUCUGCAGAGGAAGCUAGAUGAGAGGAACCGGCUCUUGGGAGAAUAUAAAAAAGAGCUGGGGCAGAAGGAUCGCCUUCUUCAGCAGCACCAGGCCAAGUUAGAAGAAGCACUCCGGAAACUCUCUGAUGUCAGUUACCACCAGGUGGAUCUAGAGCGAGAGCUAGAACACAAAGAUGUCCUCUUGGCUCACUGUAUGAAAAGAGAGGCAGAUGAGGCGACCAACUACAACAGUCACAACUCUCAAAGCAAUGGUUUUCUCCUUCCAACGGCAGGAAAAGGAGCUGCUUCAAUCAGCAACAGAGGGACCAGCGACCUGCAGCUUGUUCGAGAUGCUCUCCGCAGCCUGCGCAACAGCUUCAGUGGCCACGAUCCUCAGCACCACACUAUUGACAGCUUGGAGCAGGGCAUUUCUAGCCUCAUGGAGCGCCUGCAUGUUAUGGAGACGCAGAAGAAACAAGAAAGAAAGGUUCGGGUCAAGUCACCCAGAACUCAAGUAGGUAGUGAAUACCGGGAGUCCUGGCCCCCUAACUCAAAGUUGCCUCACUCACAGAGCUCUCCAACUGUCAGCAGCACCUGUACUAAAGUGCUCUAUUUCACUGACCGGUCACUUACGCCCUUCAUGGUCAAUAUACCAAAGAGGUUGGAGGAGGUGACGUUAAAGGAUUUUAAAGCAGCUAUUGAUCGGGAAGGAAAUCACCGGUAUCACUUCAAAGCACUGGAUCCUGAGUUUGGCACUGUCAAAGAGGAGAUUUUCCAUGAUGAUGAUGCCAUCCCUGGAUGGGAAGGGAAAAUUGUAGCUUGGGUGGAAGAAGACCAUGGAGAGAAUUAAUGCCAAGUAUCAGAUUGAGGGCUUAUGGAACCUGGUCACUCCCUGGCUGCUUCACUCAGGAAAGGGAACUAAAACCAGAAUACACUAAGAAGUUUCUAGUUUGUAUGCCAAAACAGAAGCUUCUCCAAGCAUGAUGGCUACAGGUCAGUCCUAUUUCUGUGCCUGGCAUAUCUGGUACUUAAAAUUCUGUCCAAAUGUAGACCAUGGGUUCAUCUGGAGUUCCUUGUCCGUGGGAACACAGUGUUCUAUUCUACUCUGAGGACAACAAACCGAAGGCCUUAAACGAUGGGGAUGGAUGAUCCCGCCUCUGUAGGGGCAUGGCUGCUAUUAUCUGGAAACUAGGAAUUGGAUGCAUCAUUCCUGUGUGUUACAGUAUUAUUUUAAUUGGCCUCAAUGGUUGCAGCAAUCAGAGUCCCAGCGUUUGUACUCACAGACAAGGCAAAGGUACCAGCUUUUCUGUUUCUUUGAACCUACUGCAAACCAAGAAUAACUCAUGAGGUGGUACCAAAGAUGAAAGCCCAGUCUUCAGUAAUCUUUUGAACCAGACGUGGAUGGUGCUGAAUUGUUGCUUGGAUGGAAAAAGGGCUGCCCAUGUUGUGCUACACUAUGCUAAAACUGUAAUUUAGUAAGACCUUGGGCUGCCUCUUCUGUCUUAACUGGUUCUGCAGCUUGUCCUUUUGCCCACAUAGGGCCUAUUUCAUGUACUGUUAGUUUUCUCUGGGGACUCUUUAACUUUAGAGCCAUUUCUUUUUCUUCAAACUGAUGAACUUUUGUUUGAAAGGCAUAAGGAGUGAAAAGCUCCUUGAAAAUCCAGGCGGGUAUGGAAAGGUGCUGCUACCCAUAUCUUUUUGACUUUCUUUGUUUCAUGACUUUAACUCAUGGCAUCUCCUUUGUAGUAAAAGGAGACAGACCAUUAAUUUCAGCAUUUCUUUGUGAUUUAUAAGUACUGAGCAUGAAGUACUUGUCUGCCCCUCAUUUCAAGGCCAGAGUUAUUUUCUAUUUAUGUAUUAGUCUAGGCUGAUCCUUUAGGGCACAAUAGAAACCAUGGGGCGUGGAGCAUGAGUUGUGAAUGGCAGGGAUCAUUCUGGGUAAAAAAAACCUAGAAUCAUUUCUGAUGUGCAACAUUGUCAAGUGAAGAAGCUAACAGUUCAACUACCGAGAUUAUUUGAUAACCUGGGUUUUCUCAUUCAUCCAUCAAGCACCAUCAACCAGUCGGCCAUUAUUAUUUAUAUAUGUAUUACCAAAAGCAGUCUAUCUGCCUGUGACCUCCAAUGUACACUGCCAAACACAAGAGUAGGACACAUCUGUUCUGGGUUCUUGACCUAUCUGUCUCCAAUUCAUCUCCCCUUUUCAGCCAUUUCAACAAACUACUCUUUGGAGCUCUGAGAUGACAUCUUGUUGUUUUAUAUAGAUGUAUCUUUUUAAAAUAGUUCACGUUUGGAGAAUUCUUUUGUACUCAUUUGCUUUUUGUCUGAGAACCAUGUCUAUUUUUAUAACUGGAGUGUGAGUUCUCUAUCUUCUCACAUUCUGUAUACUGUAUCCAUUUUCUAGAGAACCCAGUAGCUUUUAUACAGUCUCUUCUUACCACCCCUUGUGGUUUCAGAACAAGCUUUAUUUUAUUACGAGUAUAUUAAUGACAACUAAUUCCUGUUCCAAUUCUACCUGUUUUAGUUGUGAAGGUAGUUUUGUGUAAUCCAGUUGAUUGCUCCUCUGGCAGAGAGAAGGAGCUCAAAAGAUACUUGAUGUCUUUCAUGUAAGUUUACCUGGUCUUUUCCUAUUGAAGAAUUUUUCAUCAGAAACGACUGGGAAAGUUUGGGAAAGUCAGCAAAAGAAAGAAUGCAUUUCGAAAGCAAACAGAAGAAAAAAGUAUAUUCUCACAGUUUUUCCCCAGGAAGUCUGGAGAAAAAGUCCUCAUGUCACCAGUUUCUCUGUUGCAUGAAUUUUAGUGUUUUGCUAUAAGACAGCAUGAGGGCUAUCAGGCCAAAAUUCAUUAUUGUAUUUCCAAUACAGUUUGUCUUGAAUGUCUGUCUCUUAAACCAGUUUUUACUUGUCAGUUUUCUCUCAGCAAACAGUCUUACUAUUAUGUGGAAUUUAACUUUUCAGAGAAAAUUUCCAAAGUCCUCUACCUUAUUUGGCUUUUAUCUGUGUCUUUUGGAAAAGGAGCUGCAUGGCCUCAGUGCCUCCAUAAAAAGCUUAACUUGAGUUAAUGGGAGAACAUUAAGAUCGUUUUUUUUCCCUUUUAGCUCGGUAAUCUCAUGUACCACAGGUAAUGACCAAGCAUCUCUGCUAGAGGAUGUACCUCUCAUAACUCCUGUGUAAAAUGAGGAUCCUGUUGGUGAUCCUCAUUCCAGUUUCCAAAGCGAGAGGAGCCUUCUGAGCAGAAGUAUGCAAGACUGAUUCUGUUUGGAACAGUUUCCUAUUUGGCUGCAUUCUAGAAGGCCUCCUGACUUAUUCAUAGUAUUGUCCCCUGGUGGCAUUGGUGUGGGGUAGCUUGUCCUGCUACUUGCUAAAGUUCUCUUUCUUUGAGAAAACUGAGGAACCAGAAUGCUUAGUGUUCAUAAAAUAAUCUCUAAACCAUGUUAGGUUAAAACAAAAUGACCAUCUCACAAAAACGAGUUUAGUUGAAUGCUCAAUUCCUUACAAAAUCUUCAUUUAAGGUUGAGUGUGGUGGCUCAUGCCUGUAAUUCCAGCACUUUGGGAGGCUGAGGCAGGAAGACUGCUUGAGCCCAGGAGUUCAAGACCAGCCUGGGCAACAUAGGAAGACUCUGUCUCUACAUAGAAAUUUUAUUAUAAAAGUAGCUGGGGAUGGUGGCACACACCUGUAGUCCCAGCUAUUCAGAAGGUUGAGGUGGGAAGAUUGCUUGAGCCCAGGAGUUUGAGGUUGCAGUGAGCUGAUCAUGCCACUGCACUCUAGCCUAGGCUACAGAGCAGGACCCCAUCUCCAAAAAAAAAAAAAAAAGUCAUUUAAAAACUGAAGAAUGUUCUCUUCUUGCUCAGUUCCCUAAAUUAGCUGGGGGGAUUGGGAUACUUUACAAUUUUUACAUUUUUAAAUUUGAAGAAUUUGUUUUAAACUUACUUGGUAAUGGCACUUCUACUUACUGACCAACUUUUCAGCUCUUUUUGACCAGGAUGGUUGCAAAUUAGGGAAAAUAUCUUUAUACUAUACAUCCAAUUCAAGAGGACUUUAAUUACUUAAAAGCAUUUAGGUCAUAAUUAAAAUUAUUUUCACUGUUUCCAUAAAAUAAGCAUUAUGAUUGCACACUCCUUCUACUGUCUGAAUUUAUGUAAGAGGUAUAGCUUGCUUAAAAUACAUAUAUAUGUAAAGUUAUAUUUUCUUAGAAACAUGGAUGUUUACAGCCAUUGCUUUCAAAGAGAUUAUUACUGUGUAUUCUCCCUGUUUUACAAUAUGUUUUCAUGAAGACUAUGUUACACCAGAGGCUUCUGAUUAUCAAAGUGAUAACCAGUUUUAACUGCCGGUAUGUACCAGAUUUGUGAACUAAUUUAAAAAACCACAAACUAUGAAUAAAAUGGAGUUUGCAAACUAAA
Molecule: messenger RNA, 6183 nt
Organism: Pan troglodytes (chimpanzee)
Lineage: Eukaryota; Metazoa; Chordata; Mammalia; Primates; Hominidae
Gene: DIXDC1
Product: DIX domain containing 1
Exons: 20
Coding region: 586-2637 (683 amino acids)
Biological process (GO): canonical Wnt signaling pathway
Cellular component (GO): cytosol
Molecular function (GO): protein binding
Source: RefSeq, a predicted model, not a curated record